Molecule: messenger RNA, 372 nt
Organism: Thelazia callipaeda (thelaziosis nematode)
Lineage: Eukaryota; Metazoa; Nematoda; Chromadorea; Rhabditida; Thelaziidae
Source: the annotation of a GenBank genome assembly
AAUUACGAUCGGUGGUUCCCAUUCAACAAUAUAGACAUGUCAGGAGCGUCACUCUAUAUUUUUGUUCUAUCGCUUCUUGUGCAUUAUUUAUGCGCUGGACCAGCGAAGCUGAUGGAUUCAGCGUUGUUGAGUAAUGCCACAACAUCACUGCAAUACAAUCAGACGACUACAACGACAAUUGAGUCGUUGCAGAAAAGAUAUGCCAAUGACAAGAAUACUCAAUCGACUGGCAACGAUGACCGACAACAGUUAUCAACUAUCGAGCACAUUGAGGGAUACGACACUGAGAAUGAUCCUUCAAGUGUUAAUCAGGUGGCACUACCAACAUUGGAGAAAGGAAUGUGCAGCAAUGAAUCGCAGAACGUUAGCUAA